This is a messenger RNA of Ceratina calcarata, 11601 nucleotides long. It is a transcript of the gene Vps13, whose product is annotated as vacuolar protein sorting 13C. Gene Ontology annotation, biological process: protein targeting to vacuole; protein retention in Golgi apparatus. The record is from RefSeq and is a predicted model, not a curated record. The transcript has 34 exons. NCBI's taxonomy places the organism in Eukaryota, Metazoa, Arthropoda, Insecta, Hymenoptera, Apidae. The coding region runs from base 547 to 10590 and encodes 3347 amino acids.
UGACUAGAACGUGAAGGUAGAGUCGGUGAAAUCUACGAGUGUAUAUGUAUGUACCCUGCCUACUUACGCCUUUGUCGCCUUUACGCCUUACUUACACACGUUUCCAAACCGUUGACGGUCUAUCAUAUAUUUUCGCAACAUGUUGUCAUACGAAUUACGAAAAAUUUAGGAUAAAACUCCGUUAUACAGAUUCGUAAUUCUUUACAAGACUUCGAGUGUGGCGUGACAGUGUCUUAUUUUAAUAAGAACCGAAAUCCGGUUAAUGAUACUUAGUAAAUGGUAAAUAAGGAUGUUCGACGACGGUAAAUGAUCGCGGCUCGAGGAUCGUGUCGAUUACUUUGAUCGUUCACGGAAAGAGAUUUUACAUUUUUUAAAAAGAUACCUAAGGCUGGAAGGUUAUGCGGUCUAUCGAUCGUACGUCCAUGCACAUUUCUGCGCCAACUAUUUAACGUAGAUCACUUGGCGAACGAACAUUUAUCGAGCUCGUCUUUGGUUCGGGAAAUUGUUUUCUUUAUAUAAACAUCUGUUUCGUUCUGGGAAAUAAAAAUGGUCUUCGAGUCGAUCGUCGCCGAACUCCUGAACAAAGUGUUGGGGGAGUACAUUCAAAAUUUAGAUUCUACGCAACUGAAACUGAGUCUAUGGGGAGGGGAUGUAGUACUGACCGACUUGUUGAUAAAAGAUUCGGCGUUAGACGUAUUAGAUUUACCCAUCAGAUUGGAAUAUGGAAGAUUAGGGAAGCUUAUAUUAAAGAUACCGUUCAAAGAUAUGUGGAACGGGCAGAUCGAUGCCAUCAUCGAAGAAUUAUUCAUACUGGUGGUACCGACGAGUCAGGUCGCGUACGAUGCGGAAAAAGAGGCGAGGAUGCAGCUCGAGACGAAGCGCGCCGAGCUCGCGAGGGUCGAAAAGAGGAAACUGUUGGAAGAUACCAAAUCGCAAGAAAAGUUGGACGAUUCGAUGAUUGAGAAACUGCUUGCGCGUAUGAUAAAGAAUAUCCACGUCGAGAUCAAACGGAUACACGUGAGAUACGAGGAUCAUAUUUCGUUCAAAGAUCAUCCGUUCUCGGUCGGUUUCACAUUGAACAAGUUCAUCCUGGAAAGUUGCACAGACACCUGGCAGACCGACGGUAAUUUGAGAGACAUGUAUGCCAUCCUGCAAAUACACAAGCUAUGCACAUUGGACGGUUUGGCGGUGUAUCUGAACACGACCGUUGAACAGUUUAGUACAAAUGCACAAUCCAAGUAUACAGAUCUAUUUUGUAGCGGAAUCGCGACCGUAGAUUACAAUCCACCCGGUUACGAAUAUUUAUUGGGUCCGAUAAACGUAAACGCCAAAUUGAAACUGAACCCAAAGCCCGAGACGGAUGGGAGCAAUUACACGAUCCCGAAAGUGUGGCUGGACUUGGAGAUGCAGAAAUUGAGGAUAGGAUUAGCGCGGAAGCAGUAUCACACUCUCGUUCAAUUGGGGGAAGGUUUGGAUCAAGCACAGAAGGCUGCGCCGUAUCGAAAGUACAGGCCGAACCUGACGUCGUACAGGGGACACUACAAAGAAUGGUGGAAGUUUGCGUACACUAGCGUGCUUGAGGAAACGGUGCGAAGGAAUCGUAGAAAUUGGGACUGGAAUCACAUGAAGGAGCAUCGGGACAUGUGCCGGGCUUACGCCGACGCGUACCAAACAAAGUUGACGAGUAAAAAGGUCGCGCAAGAGAUAGAAGAACUCCUGACCGACUGCGAGAGGAAGUUGGACAUAUUCAAUUUGGUCAUCAUCCGACAAAAGAUCGAGAUGGAAGUGGAAAAGCUGGCGGAAAGGGAAGCGAGUCUGAGAGCGAAACGCGGCUGGUUCGGAUUCCUAUGGUCGGGCUCGCAAGCGGAGGAAACGCAAGAGUUGAACUCGGCGGCUGCCAUAAUGCGGAAAUUCGAGCAGGCGAUGACGCCGCAGGAGAAGGAAAAGUUGUACAGAGCGAUCGACUACCAAGAGAACAGUGCCCCGGCCCAUUACCCCGAGACGUACGAGAUGAUCGACACCCGAUUCCUGUUGCGUGAGCUUCAGCUGAUAGUCUUAGACACGGACAAGGAGGACCCGCGCGUUUUAGAUCUUCAGCUCCACGGCGUUCAAGCUUGCUUCAAGUCGAGACCGUCCGCCAACGCGGUCUUGGUCACCGCCUCGAUCAACGAGAUGAAAUUGUUGGGGACGAAGCAAGCCGAACACGUUCCCUCCAUGUUCAAUUCGCAUGAGCACCACGCGGACACGGACGUUUUAUUAUCCGUCUCGUACGAGAAGAAUCCUCUCGACAAGUUAUGCGGCGAUCGUGUCAUAGUCAAGUCCAAGUCCGUGGACAUUGUUUACGACGCGCAAACCGUGAUAGAAUUAGUGAACUUGUUCAAAGUGAAAAACUCGUCGACUUUGACGACCAUCCAAGCGGCUGCCGCGGAACAGCUGGAGGGUCUGAAGGAAAUGUCGGCUCUCGGUCUGGAGCAUGCCAUUCAGAAGCACUCGGUGCUGGAUAUACAAGUGAACAUGCAAGCCUCCCAGUUGAUCGUACCGCACGACGGCUUUUACAACGGGACGAAAUCGUUGUUGGUCGUCAAUCUUGGAAGCUUACGAAUGCACUCGUUGGAGAAAUCAAAGGAGGACGGGAAGGCGCAGGUAACCGUUAAACAGCUGAUCAGUAUGGGUAAGAGCGAAGAGGACGUGUUGAUGCAUCUCAGGGAGUAUAGUUACGACAAGUUCGUUCUGAAGAUUGUCGAUUUCCAAGUGUUGGUAUCGCUACCGGGCGAAGAGUGGCGACGAACGAUCUCGUCCGGUACGACGACAGACAUGUCUCUGUUACACCCGACGACGCUCGAGAUCCAAUUUCACAAAUGCUUGAUAACGGACGAUCCUCUGUUGCCGAAACUCAGGCUCAUCGGACAGCUACCGUCGGUCGUCAUCGAUAUAACGGAUGCCCGUUUGCUGCAAGCUCUGUCCAUCGCCCAGAGCAUUCCCCUACCGAAAGAAGAGGAGCCGACGGACGCGAAAUUGUCGCUCAGCAAGUCCGUCUCGCAGUUGUCCUUACUUAGAGACAUUACCACGACCAUCUCCGAGAAGAAGAAGGAGGAGGAGGACGAGGAAGGCACCGGCGGCGCAACAGUGAUCAAACAAACGACCGACAUGGAGAUGAAAUUCGAGAUGAAAGAGUUCGCAGUGAUAGUCUCGUCUCAGAAGGACGCCACGAUCGUUCCAUUCAUGAGGCUGGAAGUAGUGCAGGUGGAAGCAGAGAUGUUGCAACGGACCUUCGAUCAAGAGAUACUGUUGCGACUAGGGGGCGUUCAAGUGAAGCAGUAUCACGAACAAAGGGAGAUAUUCAUGGUGAACACUCCGAUGUUGUACGGGAAGGCCGAGUAUCUGAUAACCGUGCAGUACGUGAACGUGAACAAGCAAUCUCCCGAGUUGAAGACCAAACACGGAUCGGUUCUCCAACUGUUGAGACUGGAGUUCACCACGUUGGACGUUCUACUGCAUCAGGAGGCUCUCAUAAGUCUGCUUCGGUUCGUGUCUUACGUGCAGGAUCAGACGAACGUUAUAAUGAGCGCCAAAGCGGAGAAGGAUGAGGUCAAACUGCGCGGACGUCCCACCCAUUUGUCUCACUUGGCGUCGAUCCAAGAGGAGACCUCGACGUUUUUGAGGGAGCAGAUUCACAAGCAAAAGCUUCGAUCGACGACGAGGAGUCGGCGGCGGAGGGCGGUGAUGGAAUACGUCGAUCUAAAGGUACAGGCAAAAGUUGGAACCAUUUGUAUGAAGAUGGCCAGCGACUGCAGGGAGAUCACUGAAUUCAACAUCGACGGGAUCACUGCCGGUUAUGUAAUGAAAGCUUCCUAUUCUCAAGCGAACGUCAAUCUGUCCUCCGUCAGCGUGAAGGAUCUGAACGCUGCGUCAGCUUACAGAGACAUCGUGUCUGUGACGGAGGACACGGAGUCUCUGCAGAUCCAAGCGAUAAUAUACAACACCGAGUUGACGGACAUGGAGAAGAAUAACAUGUCGAUCACCGUCAUUAUGGGCUGUUAUCGCGUCGUCUUUCUGAACGCGUUCGUCGGCAGUAUAAUGAGCUUCUUGAACAACUUUCAAGCGGCCCAGCAGGCCAUUAAGGACGCGUCGGCGGCAGCGGCUGAGGCCGCGAAAACGAACAUCAAAGACGUGAAAGAGAGCGCGACCCGAAUCGGGAUCGCAGUGAAGAUCAAAGCCCCCGUCGUCUACGUCCCUAUGCAUUCGAGGAGCGAGCAAUGUCUCACGCUGGACAUGGGCAAUCUCACCGUGUGCAACGUGUUCAAGAAGCUGGAGAUCACGAACGAAGCCGGGGAUUCGCCGGUCGUGGACGAGAUGAGGAUCGAGUUGCAAAACUUGAAGUUGUCACGGGUCAAAUUGAACAUGGAGACGUUCACCAUUGACAACGAGAUACUUCUGUUGGAACCGGUCAGUUUCACGUUGCUGAUGAAGCGUAAUCUGUCCACCGCUUGGUUCACCUCGAUACCGGACAUCGACAUGUCCGGCAGAUUGAACAAGAUCAACAUACUGAUAAGCAAGGAAGACUACGCGACCACGAUGCAAGUGUUGGCGGAGAACCUGGGCGAGACGUUCGACGACGAGAAGCGGCUGAUGACGAGCGUGAACCAGGCGGAGAAGAGACUCGAGGUGGAAGUGUUGCGGCACCGCGAGACGGACAAAUACGAGAGAGCCACGGUGGCCGGGACAGAAGACGUGGAACAUCAAGAGCGAGUCCAUGUCCACACGUCCGUCAAGUUCGAGUUCGUCAUGGACAGUCUCGUCAUCAACUUGUACACGGGAGGCUCGACGUCGUUGCAGUCGCAGGGUUCUCUGCUUCAUCUGCCGGAGAAUGGUUUGGCCAAAUUCUGUUUGACUCAUUUCGCGUUAAAGGGCCGGAUAUUCGCCGACGGACUACUGGUCACCUCGAUCCUCCUCAUGAACUGUACCUUGGACGACACCCGCCAAAGUAGGCAGGGCUCGCUGAUAAGAAUCAUGGAGAGGACCACGGCGGUGCCGUCGAUGGACGACAUGGAGAAGGAAUCGUCGAGAACCGCGCGCAGCAUGCUGGACGUGACCGUCAGACAGAGUCCGAACGACACGUUCGCCGACGUCCGAGUGUUCUCCUUCAGUAUAAUCGUGUCUCUCGAUUAUCUGAUGAAGAUCAAGGACUUUUUCGCAGUCGAGGCUCCGGCAGCGGCCAAACCGCCGUCUCCGCCGAAGAGCGAGACAGCGGUCAAAAGGAGACAGAUUACCGGCGGCGCGUCGCCGACCAAGAGGAUGUUCACCGUCAACGUACUCGUCGAGAAGCCAGAUUUCAUUUUAUUGGAAGAUAUGGACAAUAUCAAUUCGAACUGUAUCAUAUUGAACACAGAGUUGUCGUUGAAAGCACGUAUGAUGGACGAGCAUCAAGUGAUAACUGGCUCUAUAAAGGAUCUGUCCGUUUUAGCUGGUGUAUACAAUCCGGCAAAGAGGAGCGACUGGAUAUAUCAGGUACUGAGACCGUGCAGCAUCAGCGUGGCGGGAUCCACACCGGAGGGCAAGGGCCUUCACGUCGAUGUCUGUUGCACGGACAUUCAUCUGUCGGUAUCCCCGAGCGUGAUAGAGAUACUGAGCAAAGUCGUUCGCACCGCCACGAUGAAGGAACCGACGAACGAGGAGGUGGUCGUCGCCGAACAAAAUUACGAAGGAUUAUGGAUAGUGACGCCUUUCGAAGAGAACGAAUAUUGGUUUUUAAAGACGGAGGUAGGGGUGGAGGCUGUCGAAGGUUUCGUCUACCAAGACGACGACGUGGAGGUCGCGGCCUAUAAACCGGAGCUGGCGAUAAUCUCGGCGCCGACGAUUUUGUUCACGCUCGAAGCGGGUGUCGGCAACAAAACGUUGCCGAUGCUCCUGCUUCACGUCGGGUUCCAGAGCAACAUAAACGACUGGAGCACCAAGACCAUGAGCAUAGAAUACACAAUGUCUAUGAUCAUGGCUUAUUACAACAGUCGCCUGGCUUUGUGGGAACCGUUGAUCGAACCGAUAGAAGGAACCAAGAAUGGGAAACGGGUCUCAACGCCUUGGGAAUUGAAGCUUAAGCUGCAGUUCAACGACGUGUCCGCGGACUCCAGAGGUGCGUUGAGCGCCGUCAGUCCUACGUCUGACAGUGAAAUAGAAGAGUUUCAUCAAACGCCCAAGAUGUCCAUCGACAUAGUGUCGACCGAGAAUUUGGAGAUAACCGUGACCAAAACUUGUAUCGACGUGCUGAAACAACUCGGAGCCGCGUUCUCGUCGGCCAUCGAAGCUGGCGAUAAAGGGACGAAGAAGGUUGCAGCGCCUUACGUACUUAGGAACGAAACGGGUGCGGCGAUGGUCCUGGACUUGGAGCGCAGCAACUUCAAGGUGUUCGGGUCGAAGCUUGCCAGCAGCGAUGCGUACAUGGAAGUGAUUUUGGAGUCUGGCGCGUCGGUUGAGCUGGCCCCGAAGACGAAGCGAACCGAGAUACCGUUGCUCGAUCAAUUGAAGAUCGAAACGAUCGGAGAACGGGACGACGAUAAAUUUAUCAUCACGUUUAAGGAGAUCAGUGGAACCCUGGCGAUACCUGUUUUAAGAGCCGACAAGAGGUUCUUCUCGUUGAGAUAUCGGAAGGAAGGCUCCGAGGAAUGGGGUAUCGUUUCAGACGUCGUCGUGGACGAGGGAAGCACGAUCGUUACUCUGAGAAGUAUCCUACAAGUGCACAAUCAUUUCAGUCGACCGAUAUCCGUUUAUUACAUGACUAAACGCGGGAACGAGGUCGAGUGCGUGGGCACCGUAGCUCCUGAGAGCAAAUUAAACCUGCCGUUAGAUACCGUGUACACACCUACCAACAUGUAUUGGCUGUUCUUCAGCGUAGACGGAUACAUGGUGUCCGAGGAACCGUUCGUUUGGAAAGAUUUGCAAAAGACCGUUAGCAUGUCGAAACUGUUGAAGUGCGACAGCCGCACGAGGCACGACGCGAUAGAACCAUUUUAUAUGAAGAUGUUUUUCGUGGUGAUUAUGGUUGGUAGUAUUUUAUAUAAUAACGACACUAUUGGCUUAUUGUUGAAUGCUAUUAACUGGCGAUCCGUGUUCGGUCGUUUCGUUGAUUGCGACAAGCGUCUCUGCUUGAAAAAUUUACCCUCUGAGCACAAAAGAUAUCUGGAAGCACCUGUUCAGGUCGUCGGCGAGAUAGAACAGGUCUAUUACGAAAAUACCAACCGACACACAAUGGCCAGUACCAUUUACAAUGUUCACCUGUACCCGUCUCUGUAUCUGAAAAAUUUCUUGCCGAUUGACAUUAUCGUAUGCCUGCCUGGUUCCGUGCAAGAGAAGCUCUUGGAAGCCGGCAUGUCUUAUCAGAUUCCUACGAUCGAUCCCGGUAAAUCUUACGUAAUCAUAAAGCUACCGAAUUAUUUAGAGAAGGAUUGGUCGUGUCGAGGCGAGAUACUGGCGAAUCCGCCGGAAUUUUCCGUAUGGUCUUUCGAGUCUUUCGACAGCGCGCAAAAGGUGGUGAUGGACUUAGGAAUGCACACCUCGCAUCAGCACGGUUCUCUCAUCAUGGCUCUGUACUGCCCGUUCUGGAUGUUGAACAAGACAGGCAUGAUGUUGUCCUACAGGAAAUCAAGUAAAGGUGGCAAAGAACGCACAAGCCCGAUCAAGAAUUUGGUUUGCGUGCCCCGUCAACGCGCAGAAUGCAAGAGGAAGAAUGCACGUAGCUCGAGCGGGGAAGACUAUUUAAACGUGUUGUAUCACCCGGAGAACUUCAAGGGACCAAUAUUGUUCUCGUUCCGCUCGAAAGUGUUCUUCGGCAAGAAGAAGGCGAUGAUCAGAGUGGAGGACGGCGAGUGGUCCGAUAAAUUCCCGAUAGACGUUGCAGGGAGCGAAGGGGUGGUGGAUUGUAGAUACAAUGGCCUAACGUUCCAGAUCGGAGUUCACAAUCAGCUGACUUAUAAUUCAUUGACGAAGCAGAUCACGUUUACCCCGUACUAUGUACUGAUAAAUAAUUCGCGUUAUCUGAUCGAAUGUCAGGAGGGAGACAGACCGGCCGACACUAUGACCAAAGUACCCCCUGGCGAAUGCACGGCUCUCUGGCCACAUUCCGAGCACGAACAGAAGACUUUGAGAGCAAGGAUCGCGGGCGAUCCCGAGAAAACCGCGCCGUUCGUUUACACGGAUAGCCACACUACUUUACUCAAAUUAAACAACAAGUACGGAGGGAUCAACGUAGACGUACAAAUAAGCGAAGGAGGAGUGUACAUUUCCCUGUCGUUGUACAGCGACGGAAAUGCUCCUGCCCUGAUCAUCAAUCACACUCCGCACACUAUCAACUUCUGGGAGAAGGGUUCGUUGAACGUCAGAUCUGUACAGUCGUACAAUAGAAUGUUUUACACUUGGGAGAACCCUGCGGGUCCGCGAAAGGUGGUCUGGGAAACUAGUCAUAAGAAGGAGAUCGAAGACACGCUGAGAAAAGACACUCUGGGAAGUUUUCUAUUGCCAGACGUGGAGGACGAGGUGUUUUACGUGUCCUUCUUGGACGGUACCCAGCGAGUAUUCUUGUUCACGUCAAGCAUGAAAGUCGCGGAGGAUUGUCAACUGGCCGGUGACUUCGAGGCCAUAGAUCAGGACGUGACGAUAACGAUUCACGGUGUCGGCCUCUCGCUCGUCAACAAUUACACGAAAUCCGAAUUACUGUAUCUGUGCAUAGCCAGUUCGGGGAUCAUAUGGGAGUCGCGCAAGUCUUGCACUCAUCGUUGGCGAGGUCUCAGUACGAAAGAUGUCGAACUCAUAGAGGAAGGCUAUCAGAAGUACAUGAGAGAAUCACAGAUAGGGAAAGAUCCGGACGCAAAGGUCAUGCUUGAACCGAGAUUAGAGGUGGAUUAUAUUAACAUGGAAAUGUUGAGGCCACAUCAUCGGUAUCUGAGGCGUACUUUUCAAACUGGUCUAUGGCUGCAAUAUCGCACUUCCGCGCAUCAGGUUCAGCUGCACGCGAAGAUCAACCGAUUGCAGAUCGAUAAUCAACUCGCAGACUGCGUCUUUCCCGUUAUAUUGGCCCCGGUACCACCACCGAGAAGCGUUACAUCGGGUACCGUUACGAAACCGUUCGCCGAACUCAGUAUGGUCAAACGAUUAUUGGCGCACAGUAACGUGCAACAGUUCCGGUACUUCAAGGUGCUCAUACAGGAGUUCCACGUAAAAGUGGACAUAAUUUCCAUCAACGCGAUCAUGGGGUUGUUCGAGACGAACGAAAUGAACGAUGCCGAGGAAAGCAAGUUGUUUAAAUUGGACAUGAGACUGGUCGACGAGCCGUUAAUGUACCACGUUAAACUGAUCACUACGGCCGAGCAGAAGAACUUCUUCGACCUGUUGCAUUUCUCACCUUUGAAGAUUCAUAUAAGUUUCUCCAUGACCGGAAGCAGCAGCGGGCCUUCCGCGGUGCCCCAGGUGUUAAACGUGUUGUUACAAGGGAUAGGCGUCACGUUGACCGAUAUCAACGACAUCGUCUUCAAAUUGGCAUAUUUCGAAAGGGAGUACACCUUCAUGACCAACAAGCAACUGAUUUCCGAAGCAACGAUGCAUUACGUGGGACAAGCUAUAAAACAAGCGUACGUACUCGUUCUGGGCCUCGAUGUCAUAGGCAAUCCUUACGGACUCGUCGUGGGUACCAUGAAAGGCAUCGAAGAUCUGUUCUACGAACCUUUCCAAGGCGCCAUCCAAGGCCCUGGAGAGUUCGCGGAGGGUCUGUUUCUCGGCAUGAGAAGCAUGCUGGGUCACACCGUGGGAGGUAUGGCUGGAGCAGUCUCGAAGAUAACUGGCGCUAUGGGCAAAGGUCUGGCCGCUCUGACCUUCGACAAGGAUUAUCAAAGGAAGAGGCAGGAACAGCUUAACAAGCAACCAGCCAAUCUGCAAGAGGGUCUGGCUCGCAGCGGAAAGGGCUUGAUAAUGGGCGUGGUGGACGGUGUGACCGGCGUCGUGAUGAAACCGAUAUCGGGAGCCAAAGAGGAGGGUGUGGAAGGUUUCUUUAAAGGAUUCGGGAAGGGCAUGGUCGGCCUCGUUACCAGGCCGACUGCUGGAGUCAUAGAUUUCGCCAGCGGUUCGUUCGGUGCUGUGAAACGGGCGACCGAGCUGCACGAUGAAGUGAAGAAAGUGAGACCGGCCAGAUUUUUACAGCCGGACAAUUUAGUCAGGCCCUACAUUCGAGACGAAGCCGAAGGGCACAAGAUAUUAUGUGAAUUGGAAAAAGGAAAAUAUGCGAACACCGACAUCUAUUUCUAUCAUUUGUACAUUAACAAGGACGUGCUACUGCUAACUGAUAAAAGGCUAGCGUACGUGGAGCAUAGCGACUUGUUCGGUGGCUGGAGGAUCGAUUGGACUUACACGUGGCAGGAAAUGGCCGAGUUACCGAAGAUAGUCGACCGAGGAGUGCAGAUAUUCGUUAAAGACGGUAGUAGGAGAAAGAAGUUGGGAAAUUUCUUUGGCAGCGCAGAUCAAUCGAAAAUAAUUUUGAUACCUGAUUAUAAUCUGAGACAGUUUUUACGCAAUAAGAUGCAAGAACAAAUCAAUCAAUUCGGAUUGUAACGGAAAGAGCACUCGGCACGAGUGGAUUACCGACUGUUCGCGUACCAGGGACGAACAAUUCUUUUUCAAUUUCAAACUCGAACUUCAUUAAUUUUAUACACACGUACAAUGCGUUGUACAAGAGUUUUCUAGCAGCAAUGCCGUUCACAAGACUGAUACUCAAUCAGACUAUCGACCGAAGGCAGAGAACGAUCAGUAUAACAUAAUUUUAUAUUUACGCAUCGCGACAUGAUCUUCGUUUCAAUGUUCGUUUAUUAUGCUCUAUGCGCGAAGCACCUUCUUUUUUUAUAUACAAUCACUUACCUUGUAGAUCACUUUCCGAUUCCGACGUUUUUUACGAUACCAGUGUGAAAUCAUGAAUAGCUUCUCCGACGUUUUUACCUAAUUAAUAACGAUCGUUGUUGAUACGCUAUACGAGUCUCCUCCGUUAUCCCAUAAACCGCUGCCUGCCCGUGCGCUCCACUUGAAAUUCCGUUCGAUCGGAAACGAUCGUACGACAAUAUCACGUUUUCUUGUACAGUUCACCGGUAAGCUAACGCAAACGGAAACUCAAACGCACAUCCUACGUUCAACGAUUACUUCCGCAUCUAUCCGUGUGAUCGUGUUGUUACUCCGUAUGCAUGCGUACAGAUUGUUUUUAACAGUUAAAGAAACGAGAAUAGUUUUUAAAGGGGAGAAGUACUUGCACAAUUUUUUUUCGUAAUACCGUUUUCGUAAUUUCGUUUACCGAUUAGAGGAGAUCGAUCUCGAGAGUACUCUGUACGUCCGCGGAUGAGUGGUACGUUUGUUACGACUGUUCAUAGUCGAGAUCGACGAAAGGUGAAACAGACCCAAAGACGUUACGCUAUAAUUUGUAAGAUGUUAUCUGUAUAAUUGUAGUUACCUUUAUGAACGAACACUAUUGUUAAAUGUUAUAGAGGAGAGAUAUACGUAUACACUGUUUAUACAUUACGCAUCCAAACGAACUGUAUCAUUAUAAGAGAAUUAAAAGUAACUUUUUCCGCUUCUCUA